Molecule: messenger RNA, 1326 nt
Organism: Aspergillus affinis
Lineage: Eukaryota; Fungi; Ascomycota; Eurotiomycetes; Eurotiales; Aspergillaceae
Product: FAD-binding domain protein
Exons: 5
Coding region: 1-1326 (441 amino acids)
Biological process (GO): intracellular iron ion homeostasis; iron ion transport; copper ion import
Cellular component (GO): plasma membrane
Molecular function (GO): ferric-chelate reductase activity
Source: RefSeq, a predicted model, not a curated record
AUGGAUGUUCUGAUGAUUUAUGUCUACAUUGCCGCCAGUUUGGUGGCUUUCCUGCUCGUCCAAAGGUACCUAGUUCGGGGUGUCCGAUAUGUCAUCAAUCCUCGUCUGAUUUACUUGUUUUCAAAACACCUGAUUCUACCAUACAUAUUCCGGCGGCGACGAUUCUGGGGCCCGAUCACUCGAUUCGAUGCUAUCACUCGCACGAUUUACUUUGCUGGAACUUUUGCAUGCAACAUAGCAGGUGUUGCCAUUCUGAUUCUAUCCUUAACAGUGCUCCCUUGGAUGCGUCGUUGGUGCUACGAGCUGUUCACGAAAUUGCACUGCCUCCUGAGUCUUUUCGUGGUGGUCACUGCAUGGCUACAUUUGAAACAGCGAUUCGGUUUUGACGGAAUUUGCCUGAUUAUCUCCGUUGGACUGUUCUUGCUGAAUUCUGUCAUCUGUGUGCUCUGUCAGACGUUCCGUAAUGUCGUGGCUGGCCAACAGUUCGCAGUGUCUGAUGUUAUCAAACACAAGGAUGCGGUUGAGCUAACUUUUCGGCCUCCUCGUCCUUGGAGAGCGCGUGCGGGUCAGUACGUUUAUAUCACAGCCCCAGGUCUUCGACCGCUAUCCUUCGCUGAAUCACAUCCUUUUACUGUCAUUUGGUGGGAAUGUGACCCAGAUGGUAAAGUCAUCAAUAUAUCUCUCCUUGCAAAAGCCGAAACAGGGUUCAGUAGGGCUUUGUAUACUAGCCCUUACAGCCGCCUGCGCAUCUUAAUAGACGGUCCAUACGGCGAGUCUUUGAAUAUACAGGGUUACACUUCUGUCGUCGCGGUUGCCACCGGAAUUGGGAUCGCCGGGCAGCUACCCUAUGUCAAAGAAUUUGUCGAAAGAAGACUCCCUCAAACUACCGGCCGACAGGCAUCUCACAACAAAAGAAUCUUACUGAUAUGGAGGCUUCAAGAAGAAUAUCAUGAGGACUGGAUUGUUGAAUGGAUGGACAAACUCCUAGAUGAAGAUGAGAAGUCGAUGGCUUUGAGUUAUUCCCUCUAUAUCAUGAACAAAUCACAGAAGGAAUACCAAGAAGGGGAGAAGGUUCGCAUUUCUCGCCGUGGGACGGUAUUCUACGGAAAACCAGAUCUUGAGGGAAUUAUACAUAGAGAAUUAGCUAUGUCUAAUGGAAGAAUGCUUCUGACUGUUUCCGCUGAUCCGGAUACCCGGGACGAAAUCAGACGCUACGUUAUAGAUUCAGACGGAAUCGAUUUACAUGAAGCCGAUUACCAGCCACAUGGUGAGAAAGGAGGAUUUUGGGCACUACAGAAGCCUGUGAAUCAUUUUGGAAUUGCGUAG